Nymphaea colorata (pocket water lily) is the source of this 1637-nucleotide messenger RNA. Its product is annotated as 54S ribosomal protein L37, mitochondrial. Gene Ontology annotation, cellular component: mitochondrial large ribosomal subunit. Gene Ontology annotation, molecular function: structural constituent of ribosome. The coding region runs from base 176 to 583 and encodes 135 amino acids. The transcript has 2 exons. NCBI's taxonomy places the organism in Eukaryota, Viridiplantae, Streptophyta, Magnoliopsida, Nymphaeales, Nymphaeaceae. The record is from RefSeq and is a predicted model, not a curated record.
GACCGGACCCGGUUCCUCGGGAAGAGAGGAAGAGAGAGAGAGAGAAAGAAGGAGAAGGAGAAGGACAAAGAGGAGGAGCCUGGUUCUCCUCUCGCCCUUGUCAGGACCAAAACGAACAUAUGUUCUGAAGGAAGCUCAUACGAGGCGGUGAAGAAGGAGAAGAGUGGAGGCCAAAAUGUCUCUGAGCGUUUUUAGAGUGGGUAGACGACUGCUGAGACCGCUUGCCUCCGGCGCCUCACUGAUUCCUCGCAGAGGAUUUGCGGUUGGGGGGCCCAAGUCCAAGAAGGGCGGCGGCGGCAAAGGAGGAAGUGCAGACGCACCGAAGGCUGAAACGCUCUCCAAAGAGGUAAAGGCCUCCACGGUGGUGGGUGCCAACAUCCUCAAAGACGGCGCGGAUCCCAAAAUCUUGCCGGACUCAGAGUACCCCGACUGGUUAUGGCACCUCUUAGACAAGAAGCUACCCCUCAGCGAGCUCAAGAGGAAGAACCUCGAGACCCUCCCUUAUGAAGACCUCAGGCGCUUUGGCAAACUUGACAAUCGGGCUCGAAUCAAGGAGAACAACUCCGUUAGGGCCAAACACUAAAAGCCCGACUUCGAUGCAUAUUGAUGGGCAUAGAUUAUCGAGAAUGAUGUCUGCUAGAUGAUGGUGAUGGUGUGCUGCUUUGAGUCCAGGAUGCCCAGAAGGUGCACGAUCUAUUUAAGAAAAUCUCUUGAGAACUUUCUCCAGUUUCUACCAAUGAUCAACUUCGCCCCUUCAAAUGUGGAUUUUUUCAGGAAUAUUUGUAGCUCUAUGUGUUCAUGAUAGAGUGAUCUGGGGAUGGGAUGGUUGGUGGUUAUAUCCAUGAGCAAGAAAUAACAAGAACGCUGUUGACUUUUUGAAAUACCCCUUUUAUGGUGUGACCUCCGAAUGACAACUAGAAGCAAGUUCAUGAGGUGGGAAUGUGGUUUGCACAUUAAAUAUCGUCCAGAAGGUCAACGUGGAGAAAAUCACCAAAUGUCUAUCCCUAUUUGUUUUCCUUCAUUGAAUUCUCCAAGCAUUCCUUGAUCAAGUUGCUAACCUCUCUGUCUCUCUCCCUCCCUCUGUCUCUUUCGUGGACUACUUUGAGAGUGGCUCGUCCAUGAUUGUGUUGCAAUCUAGGGUGUGUUUGGUUAGUGCAACAAAGUGGAUGUCAUGGGGGCAAUCUACGAAAUUGCAGAAACUGGCACUCGUGUCAAGCCUGCAUGGGAUCCACACCCUUGGCUGGUGGGUUGGCUCAAUGUGUUUAAAUUUGUAGUCGGAAAGGGAUUGCACCUGUGACAAACAUUGCCUUCACCUGUGACAAACAUUACCUUCUUGAAAAGAUCAACAUCUGUGAGUUUGAAGAUUGCUAUAAUGCAUUGUGCAAUUUAUCAUCGGUGCUCGCCAGUUUAUGUAACUUUCACAACAAUACAGAUCAAUGUCUUGUUGGUGGUCUCAACCUGACUGUCCCCCCGGAAGGUAAUAGGAGUUUGAGAAAUGUUGAGUGGUUCCAGUUGUCUUGCAUAUUCCUUUUACCUCUAAUUCAUGUAUGUUUCGUUGUCAUAGACUAUGUUUAUUAGGAUUCCAAGCUUGUACUUUUAUGAAUGAAUGCGGACGGCAUGCUUACAUGGUUUUGUCA